This is a messenger RNA of Cadophora gregata, 606 nucleotides long. RefSeq lists its product as uncharacterized. The record is from RefSeq and is a predicted model, not a curated record. The coding region runs from base 1 to 606 and encodes 201 amino acids. The transcript is spliced from 2 exons. Gene Ontology annotation, molecular function: acyltransferase activity, transferring groups other than amino-acyl groups. NCBI's taxonomy places the organism in Eukaryota, Fungi, Ascomycota, Leotiomycetes, Helotiales, Ploettnerulaceae.
AUGGCCUUCAAGAUCAUCCAGAUACCCCAUGAUGAUGCCAGUAUUCGGAAGCAUGUGAACGAGUACAAGGCGUUCAGGUUACAUUCGUUAAAGACGGCUCCACAAUGUUUUGGUUCAACGUAUGCAAGAGAAAUCGCGUUCACCGACGAUGUUUGGUAUGAUAGGCUGGGAAAUCCAAAGGCAACUACGUUCAUUGCCAUACAGUCUGAUCGUAUAGUUUGUACAUUGACUACCAUCGGCCCUCUUCCAUGUACUGCAGAGGAAUCAUCUCCUUCCGCAAAUCCCUGGGAAACAACCAGAAGUGAUGAAGAGGGACCACUUUCUGAAUAUCACUUGCGUAUCAAUGGCAUGUUCACUCUUCCCGAGGCUCGGGGACAAGGCAUUGCUAAAGCACUGCUUGAGAAGUCUCUCGAAUACGGGUCGGAGGAAGCAGCGAAGUCGGGGAUGACUUUUGUUGCAAGUAUGGUCGUCGAUGAUGAUAAUCCGCCAGCCAAAGCGUUGUAUGCGAAGUGUGGAUUUGUGGCAAUCGCUCAGGAGCCCAUGUUCAUCGGAAGUCCGCGAAUAGCGGUUCUUAUGAAGUACACACCGAAGUGCACAGGGAGAUAG